AUGGCAUCCGAGCAAAUGCCUCGUAGAGAAAAUAACAUGAUGGAGAGAGAGGUUCACAUUGAGAAACAAAGAAAGGAGGACACAGGGAGAGCAAGAGAGACCCGUGAAUUGGGAACUCACUUCGAGUCUCUUCCUGAUAAUGUUAGGAGGAGUGAAAGAGGGGGUGAUCAUAAGGAGAAAGAGAGAGAACUCUACUCUGAUAGAGCCAAAGAAGCUGAAGAAAAAGCCAAAAGAGAAAGAGAAAAAGGUGGUGGCGGUGUUCAUCAAGUGGGGAAGUUUGAAAUGGAAGCUGAAGGGAAGGAUUCAAGGGAAGAAGCCUUAAGGGAUAGAGCAGACCUCGAGAGAAGAACUAGAGAGGUAAAGGGAAGAGUGUUGAGCGGAGAGGAGAAAGAAAGAAGAGGACAAGUAGAGGCUGAGAAAGCAAGAACAAUGGAAAACAGAAGAGAUGAUAAAGCGAGAGAUAGAGCUGAAGACAAGGUAAAGGGUAGGUUGGGUGGUACUGAGGGACAAGGAAGAGAAUGUAGAGAAGAAGAAAAAGAAGAGGGUAGAUAUAGGGUUGGUGGUGAAAAUGAAGAAGAGAAUGAACGAUCUAGGUUGGGUGAGAUUGGCAAGUAUAGAGCUCAAGCUCAACAUAAGGCAAUGGAUGCUAUUGCAGCUGCUCAGGAGAGAUAUGAUAAUGCAAAACAAGCAUUGAGUGAGGCACCACCAAGUAGUGCAACUCAAACUUCUCAAGACAAAAGUAUGCAUGAAAAGGAGAAGGCAACACAGGAAAAAGAUGCCACAACAGAGAAGGGUCAACAAGGCUAUGUUGAAACAAAGGAUGUGACAGGAGAGAAGGGCCAGAAGGGUUAUGUUGGGGCAAAGGACACCAUUUCCAAUGUGGCAAAGAGUGCUGUGGACUACACUGCACCAGUUGCUGAGAAGGCCAAAGAUGUUACAGUGGAAAGUGGCAAGAGUGCUGCAAAAGUGGCUGCGGAUUUGAUGGACAAGGCUACGGUGGCAGGGUGGAAUGCUGCACAUUAUUCUGCUGAGAAGACUGUGGAGGGAACCAAGGCUGCCACCAAUGCUGUUCAGGGAGCAGCAGGCUAUGCAGGCCAAAAGGCUUCCGAGCUUGCAGCUAAGUCGGUUGGUACUGCUAAAGGUUUAGCUGCUGCAGCUGGUGACACUGCCAAGGAGUACACAGCAAGGAAGAAAGAGGAGGCAGAGCGGGAAUUGGAGACCAAAAGAGCAGCUCAAAAUCAGGAAUCCAAGCAAAGGCCAUCAGCAGAAAACACAACUGGCAACAAUGUACAAAGCUUUCAGGGAGGGCAAGGACAACCUCAAGGGAGAAAGGGAAGUGAGGUAAUGACAACCACUGGUGAAACAUUAGGCAAUGUUGCCACUGAUCGAGGGAGCAAGGUGUUGGGAGCCGUAGGUGAAACUGUGGCUGAGAUUGGAGAAACCAUGAUUAAACCAGCGGAGAAAGUGCAACAACAAGGUGUAGAGGGAAAAGGGGGUGGGGUGUUGGAUGCCAUAGGUGAAACCAUAGCAGAUAUAGCACAGACAACUAAAGUGCUUGCUGUUGGAGAGGGCGAAACAGAGUCAAGGCAGAGCAUUGGAUCAAAGUCUAGCUCACAUGAAAAUCAACGUGGUGAACAAGGAGCGUUUAAACAUGACUAG
Gastrolobium bilobum is the source of this 1659-nucleotide messenger RNA. RefSeq names its product seed biotin-containing protein SBP65-like. The record is from RefSeq and is a predicted model, not a curated record. The transcript is spliced from 2 exons. The coding region runs from base 1 to 1659 and encodes 552 amino acids. NCBI's taxonomy places the organism in Eukaryota, Viridiplantae, Streptophyta, Magnoliopsida, Fabales, Fabaceae.